Messenger RNA from Fragaria vesca subsp. vesca, 1194 nucleotides. RefSeq lists its product as uncharacterized. Lineage: Eukaryota; Viridiplantae; Streptophyta; Magnoliopsida; Rosales; Rosaceae. The record is from RefSeq and is a predicted model, not a curated record. The transcript has a single exon. Bases 107 to 631 code for a protein of 174 amino acids.
AAGAAGAAGAGGGCCACAAAAAGAAAAAAAGAAAAAAUCUAGAGCUUUUUCCUUCUUUGUUUCUUCUUCAUAUCUAGUUUGGUGAUUUUCUAGGUUUGUUAUACUUAUGGGGACCGAGAUUUUAAGACCGCAGGAUUGUCUGGUCGAGAGAAUCAGAGUCUCUCCGGCGUUUUCACGGCCGAGCAGUUAUAAUAACUAUUACAGAAAUGGGCCCAUUCCUGUGCAGCAGCAACGUAGAUCUGGAAAGCCGGCAGUGCGGGCCGAGCAGCGCAGGCCGGAGCCGGCGGCGCUGGUCUCGAAGAGGUCUGGCCAGUCGAGCUCGGAUGAUUUGAUGAAGGCGGAGAAGGUGACGAUUUUGAGGCGGGGGGAGCCGCUGAGCCGGAUGAAAAAGGCGGCGAGCGAUGGAAGGUUGGAGAGGCUGGGGCCGGGGUCGACUGUGGUGCCGAAGGAGGUGAGGAUUGUGGAUUUGAGGACUCCGGUGAUCGACAUGUAUGCCGGAUCGGCUUUUGCGAUGUCGCCGGAGCCGAGCUCGCUGCCGUUGCCGUCGUUCUCGACAAAGAAGAAGCAGGCGUCGAGGAGUUUUGACGACUCGGCCACCCGAGACCUGAGGCGUUUGCUUCGGCUCGAAUGACGUAAGUUUCAGAGGUCAAUAUUCCGGUGGGAGGAUCCGAACCCGAGGACCCGAAGAAGGCCCUGAAUAUGGUUUCGGAUACUAAAAAUAAGUGAAUCUAUUAUCUUUCUAUCUCUCACAGUCCGCGACCCUCGUCUUGUUUAUGCGGGUAUCCGGGUCGGAUCUUGUCCGCGAUUUUUUUAAACGGCAAGACUGAUCCGGAAAUCUGGGAGAAAGACGAGGGUGAGGUAGUAAUUACGUAAUACUUGGCUUAGCGCUUUGUGUAUGGGUUUGUUGAUGAAUUGGGGUGCAUGGGUAAAUUUGGAGGUUAGGUCGGGAGGAAAAUAUGAGGUUGAAGAAGGAAAAAAGUGGGAAAUGGGGGGUUGAUUUGUAAUAUUUGGGAAGUUAGUUUGGGUUGGGGAAAACUUUGGGGUAUGGUUUUAAGUUUUAACCUAUGUAGUGUAUGUGAUUAUGAAUAUGUGAAGGGUUUCUGCUCUGUUGGGGGAACUAUGGAGGAUGGGUAACUUAUGUUAUGUAUGUAAUAUGUACUUUGUUAAAGGAAGGAAGAUGAUAUCAAAGUUCGG